AGCUGACCUGUCUUGUGAUAGCAGCUAGACCGGAGUCGCGAGACAGGCGUACAGUUCUUGUUGCUGGCUGGACUUGUGCUGGAAAACGUUACACCUCUCUUCAUAAAUUAAGUAUUCAAGAUGACGAAUCAGAAUUUGCUGAAAAUUGCACAUGAGGAACGGGAGAGCAAGUUCGGAUAUGUUUAUGCAGUAUCCGGACCUGUUGUUACCGCUGAAAAAAUGGCUGGAUCGGCUAUGUACGAGCUGGUGCGAGUCGGUUAUUAUGAGCUGGUAGGAGAGAUUAUCAGAUUGGAAGGUGAUAUGGCUACGAUACAGGUAUAUGAAGAGACAAGCGGUGUGACAGUUGGCGAUCCCGUGCUUCGCACUGGAAAGCCAUUGUCCGUUGAAUUGGGUCCUGGCAUCCUUGGUAGCAUUUUCGACGGUAUUCAGCGUCCAUUGAAAGACAUCAACGAGCUCACAAGCUCGAUUUAUAUCCCGAAAGGUAUCAAUGUACCGGCGCUUUCGCGUACUGCUGCUUGGGAAUUUAAUCCGCAUAAUGUGAAGAAUGGCAGCCAUAUAACAGGCGGUGACUUAUACGGCGUCGUGCACGAAAAUACUUUAGUAAAGCACUGGAUGAUCCUGCCUCCUAAAUGUAAAGGCACAGUCACGUAUGUUGCGCCCGUUGGCAACUAUACUGUUGAUGAUAUCGUAUUAGAGACCGAAUUCGAUGGCGAGAGGCAAAAAUACACUAUGCUUCAGGUAUGGCCAGUCCGUCAACCUCGCCCGGUUACUGAAAAAUUGCCAGCUAAUCAUCCUCUACUCACUGGUCAACGGGUCUUAGACUCUCUCUUUCCUUGUGUUCAAGGCGGAACCACAGCUAUUCCUGGUGCUUUUGGUUGCGGUAAAACCGUCAUUUCACAGGCCUUAUCCAAGUACUCUAACUCUGAUGUAAUCAUUUAUGUCGGUUGCGGAGAACGUGGUAAUGAGAUGUCCGAAGUAUUGCGAGAUUUCCCUGAAUUGACGGUGGAGAUUGAGGGAGUCACCGAAUCCAUCAUGAAACGUACAGCUCUGGUCGCCAAUACAUCUAACAUGCCAGUAGCUGCGCGUGAAGCGUCCAUUUACACUGGUAUUACACUAUCCGAAUAUUUCCGUGAUAUGGGUUACAAUGUAUCGAUGAUGGCAGAUUCAACAUCUCGUUGGGCCGAGGCUCUUCGAGAAAUUUCAGGUCGUUUAGCUGAAAUGCCUGCCGAUUCCGGUUAUCCUGCUUAUCUUGGUGCUCGUUUAGCCAGCUUUUAUGAACGCGCCGGAAGAGUACAAUGUUUGGGAAAUCCAGAUCGUGAAGGAUCUGUUAGUAUCGUCGGUGCCGUAUCACCACCAGGUGGUGACUUUUCUGAUCCUGUGACCAGCGCGACGCUCGGUAUUGUGCAGGUGUUCUGGGGUUUGGAUAAGAAACUUGCGCAACGCAAACACUUCCCAUCUAUUAAUUGGUUGAUAUCGUACAGUAAAUAUUUGCGAGCACUGGAUGAUUUCUACGACAAGAAUUUCCCAGAGUUCGUCCCAUUAAGAACGAAAGUGAAGGAGAUUUUGCAAGAGGAAGAAGAUUUGUCGGAAAUUGUGCAAUUGGUAGGCAAGGCUUCGCUUGCCGAAACAGAUAAAAUAACACUUGAAGUAGCGAAAUUGUUGAAAGAUGAUUUUCUGCAACAAAACAGCUAUUCACCGUACGAUCGUUUCUGUCCAUUUUAUAAGACUGUAGGAAUGUUGCGAAAUAUGAUCGCAUUCUAUGAUAUGGCAAGACAUGCGGUGGAAUCAACAGCUCAGUCAGACAACAAAAUCACAUGGAAUGUUAUUAGGGACAGUAUGGGCAAUAUUCUUUAUCAAUUGAGCUCUAUGAAGUUCAAGGACCCUGUUAAGGACGGCGAGGCGAAAAUCAGAGCAGACUUUGAUCAGCUGCAUGAAGAUAUUCAACAGGCGUUCAGGAAUUUAGAAGACUAAAUUCCUAACUUGCCACUUGUUAAAAGCAAUUUUAAGAUAUUGAUUGUUCUUGUAACUUGGCUCUAACAUUUAAGAAUGUCCAACUAGUAAAUUGCAGAUAGCCUGCUAAAAAUACGACUACAUGCAGCAUUAUCGAUUAUGUCAUAUAUUAUUUGUCGAAUAUACGUCGACUUUGAAAGGGUUUGAAUAAAUUGUAAAUAGAGAAGCUAUGAAAUUUAUUACCAUAAAAAGCAGCGAAAUAUUCGAGAGAAUGUCGUGUCAUGUACAUGACGAUCGUGACAAUAAAGUGGGACAUUCUUAAAUGCAUUUGAAGCAUACAUUUAAAAAUAAGCUUCCUUGAGAGUUAACUCGCUUGACUCGAAAGCAGAGCUAAUUGUAAUUAAUCUGAUAUUAUCAGAAUUUUAUCCUUCGCGUAGAAAUAUAUUUUCGGUUUCUUUUUGCUUUGUUAAAGACGCAUAUAAUCGGGAAAAUUAAUAAUUCCUAUAUGUUUUCCGUAAAUGUAUAAUAUAAACGAAAGUAUAAAACGGCUGCCCGUUUCGACGCGCGCAAAUUAGAAUAAUGGUAUGAGAAUAUACUCUUGAUUAUAUAUACCAGCUAUAUGGCAUGUGGAUAACACGACUGUUCUUAUCUUGCAAAAAGAUUGUGAAGUAUUAAAUAUUGUAACAUAUAAUGUAUUAUUUAAGCGCGAAAAACGAUAAUCGCAACUGUUAUGCAUAAUUAAGCAUACUAUACCUUAACGUUACAAACAUGAUUUAAAAGUUUAGAACAGAACACCCAUACAUACGCAUAUAUGAUAUGUUAGACAAAUGAUCAAGGUGCAGGAUCUUCGAUAUCGUGAAGAUAAAUAUGAAAAGAAAAAGAACUUGUGAGUGUUCCAUUGACUUCGAUAUCAUUUCCAUUGUAUGAUAUGUAAAAAAAUACAAUAAAAUUAUGCACAAGA
Molecule: messenger RNA, 2911 nt
Organism: Trachymyrmex septentrionalis
Lineage: Eukaryota; Metazoa; Arthropoda; Insecta; Hymenoptera; Formicidae
Product: V-type proton ATPase catalytic subunit A
Exons: 12
Coding region: 121-1971 (616 amino acids)
Biological process (GO): proton transmembrane transport; ATP metabolic process
Cellular component (GO): lysosomal membrane; proton-transporting V-type ATPase, V1 domain
Molecular function (GO): ATP binding; ATP hydrolysis activity; proton-transporting ATPase activity, rotational mechanism
Source: RefSeq, a predicted model, not a curated record